Solanum verrucosum is the source of this 1226-nucleotide messenger RNA. RefSeq lists its product as uncharacterized. The record is from RefSeq and is a predicted model, not a curated record. Bases 19 to 1203 code for a protein of 394 amino acids. The transcript has 3 exons. NCBI's taxonomy places the organism in Eukaryota, Viridiplantae, Streptophyta, Magnoliopsida, Solanales, Solanaceae.
CUCCAACAAGAAAUAUUAAUGGCAAAUCUAGAGGGAGGAGGAAUCAACAACUUAGAUGAUGAAGAGAAAUUGUUGAAUGAACCUAGUGGCAUCCACCACCACCACCAUCAACAAAUAAUUUCUUUACGUAACGUUGUGAAGGUUUUUCUCUUGUUUAUCGGAAUUACCCUUUCAUCUCUCCUUCUUUAUCGCUCUUCUAAUAAUAACCCUCUCCAAUUCUUUCCUGAUCACUCAUAUAAACAUGCUCCUUCAUUUGCUUCUGACUCGAACUAUGUAAACACAAAUGGCUCGGCAGCUGGAAAUUUGCUUCAUGGCAAUAAUAGUAGGACUGCAAAUGUUUCAAAAGAUAAGAAGCAAAAAAGCAAGUUAGAGGAAGUGUUGGAAAAAGCAGCAAUGGGAGACAAAACAGUGAUAAUAACAACAUUAAAUGCAGCAUGGACAGAACCAAACUCAAUCUUUGAUGUUUUUUUGAAAAGUUUUAGAGUUGGGAACCAAACAACAUCACUAUUGAAACAUGUUUUAGUUGCAUGUUUGGACCAAACAGCAUAUUCAAGAUGUUUGGAGAAAAAACAAGUUCAUUGCUAUGCACUCACUACAAAAGAUGUUGAUUUCUCUGGUGAAGCACAUUUUAUGAGUGAUGAUUAUUUGAAGAUGAUGUGGAGAAGGAUUGAUUUUCUAAGAAAUGUUCUUGAGAUGGGAUAUAACUUCAUUUUCACAGAUGCUGAUAUAUUAUGGUUUCGACAACCAUUUGCACAUUUUUACCCGGACGCCGAUUUCCAAAUUGCUUGUGAUCAUUACUGGUUUGACUCAACAAACUUGGACAAUUCACCAAAUGGAGGUUUCAAUUAUGUCAAAUCAAAUGAACGUACCAUUCAAUUUUACAAAUUUUGGUACAAAGCAAGAGAGGCUUAUCCAGGAAAACAUGAUCAAGAUGUGCUCAACAUGAUCAAAUACAACCCAUUCAUCAAAGAUAUUGGAUUGAAAAUUAGGUUCUUGGAUACAGCUUUUUUUGGAGGAUUUUGUGAGCCAAGCAAAGAUCUUAAUCUUGUUUGCACAAUGCAUGCAAAUUGUUGUGUUGGAAUUGGUAAUAAAAUGCAUGACUUAACUAUGGCACUUGAUGAUUGGGAAAAGUAUAUGGCUUUGAAUGGUGAUGAAAAGAUGUUAAGGCCACAAACUUGGACUGUACCAAGAAUAUGUGGUUAAAUAUAAUUCAGUACUUAAAAAUA